AUGGAUCUAACUUUAUUGUUGCUGGACUCAAACUCGAGAUUAGUUUCAUAUUCGCAAGAAAGGGGUUCCAAAGGGUCAACUUCCUUAUUGGUGGACCUAAAAAAGGGCUCUUACAACCUCACCGCUUAUCUCUCCCCCUGUUAUUUAAUUAAUAAUAAUAAUAAUAACAAGAAUAAUAAUAAUAAUGGCGAAGAUUUGAUCAUAAAGAAGAAUGGGAAAUAUGAAAUGACGCUUAUGUAUAAAGAAAUUAUAGCGGAUAUCUUCGACUCGAUCGAUUUGAAUGGAGGUGGUCUGCUGGAUAAGAAAGAAUUCCAAUCAUACACUAAGUUGACCUGUGGUGAAGAUGAAGACCUUGAGGAUGAUGAUUGGGCUGUCGUUCUCGACAGGGUAGAUUCUAGAAGCGGAAAAAUAACAAAAACCGGCUUUCUGGAUUUGCACAGGAUGGAUAUCAUGGAUUGCGAUGGAGACACCUCGGAUAUGUUGGAUACACUAUCCAGAUUGGGAUACAAUAACAAGAUGGAAUUGGAUAAGGCAUCUCAUUUCAUUGUGGAGUUAUCAGCCCUGGAUAGCGAGGGUGUGGCGUUGAGGUGUGAUGACGUGAAUGGUGUCGACCACACGUCAUACAUGCAGAUGGUGAAGAAGGAGGGCACAAAAAUAAAGUCACGUGACAACAGAAAUGUCAACAUUUACAUCUACGUCACAGACCAUAACGCUUGUAUUGUAGUCGAUAAUCAGGACGAUAAAUGUGUCGUUACUACAAUCGACUGCAGUAGCAGUCGUAACGUUCGGAGCCACCAGAAAUCGCUGAGGCAUUCGUCAAAGUUACCGCCGAAUACGCCACUGAUCUUCCACCAUAUUGUCCCAAUCAACCAGGCGGAAAAAUGGAUUCUACAACUUAUCGACACUGUUCAAUGA
Messenger RNA from Helobdella robusta, 915 nucleotides. RefSeq lists its product as hypothetical. Gene Ontology annotation, molecular function: calcium ion binding. The record is from RefSeq and is a predicted model, not a curated record. Bases 1 to 915 code for a protein of 304 amino acids. The transcript has 8 exons. Lineage: Eukaryota; Metazoa; Annelida; Clitellata; Rhynchobdellida; Glossiphoniidae.